This is a messenger RNA of Gadus macrocephalus (Pacific cod), 1786 nucleotides long. RefSeq names its product CD209 antigen-like protein E. Gene Ontology annotation, cellular component: external side of plasma membrane. Gene Ontology annotation, biological process: biological process involved in interspecies interaction between organisms. Bases 912 to 1781 code for a protein of 289 amino acids. The transcript is spliced from 6 exons. The record is from RefSeq and is a predicted model, not a curated record. Lineage: Eukaryota; Metazoa; Chordata; Actinopteri; Gadiformes; Gadidae. Gene Ontology annotation, molecular function: D-mannose binding; fucose binding.
AUUCUACAUAUAAAUCAUACUUACUACAGGCUGUCUAAUGGGAUUCUGUUUAAUCUAAAUUUAUGUGAAUAAUGGUUGCAGCUUUCCUCGGUUUGUCAAACCAACGGUUCCUCUCGCCCCAGAGGAAAGCUGCAAACUGUGUAUUUAAGGGUGGACCCUGGUGGAUGCCCUGUGUUACUACGUCCCGAUCUCGUGGAAGAUAACACCCAAACACUGAGAUGGCAUCACAUCAUCACCCCUUUAAGUGUCCCCUGACUGAUACAGAUGACCAUAAGCAAGCUCAUCAACGACAGUCAGCUGGAUUCUGCACAUGCACGCACACACCCACGCACGCACACCCACAAACGCGCACACACACACACACACACACACACACACACACACACACACACACACACACACACACACACACACACACACACACACACACACACACACACACACACACACACACACACACACACAUUUUUUUAAUAUGCCAGUUGUAUUCUGUAUUUUUGGCUGCAUUGGAACUACUGUGGUGUAUUGUAUCAACUAGCGACAUUCUACUACCACGGUGUAUCAACAAAUAUUUCUUUAUGGGGACCAUACAAUUAUGUCUAACUGCAUCAUAUCAUUAACUCAUCAAUGCAAUAUUAUUCGUUUUUCUUGUAAUCAGGCUAAUACCCAAUACUCAUUGUGUAACUCCUUUCAAGCAUCACUAUGAAAGACUUUUCAUCCAACACGGAAUUGACACAUUAGUAUCUUUACACAAACCAAACAGGACCUUGUGUAAUCCCCCUUCCCUACCCUACCCCAACACCACCCCGACCACUGAUAACAGAUAAAAAGGAGAAAAAGCCUGCCAGUUCUGAAAUAGUGAAUUCAGAGUCAAGAGCUGGGAAUUGGCACAGACUAAAGUCUACAAAGUUAUGUUUUCUCAAAAUAACUUCAGGAGAGAUGGCCCCUCACGGGUUUCCAAUCUGCUUGACCAAGUACAUAGGUCACGAUUUGUUAUCCCAGUUCUGGGACUGCUAAAUGUUGUGCUGCUGGUGACUGCUGUGGUUCUGGGGAUUUACUGUAGCAAGACCCAGGAGGUAUACCUGCAACCUCUGCAGAGUUCAGAACACCUUCCCUACAUCCUGGAGCUCAACUACCUCCGGGAAAACCACAGCGAAGUGGUCAAAGCUACGAAGGCGGCUGAGUUGGCCUUGAGGCUGGAGGUAUCAAAGCAUGACGCCCUCAAAAAGCAGUUGGAGAAGCAGACCAGCCUCAACGAUGGCUCCCAGAGCCACAUUAACAGGGCUCGCGCGGAGAAGGACAAACUACUCGCUGCUGAUCAGCACAUGGAAAAGUCCUGCGGUCGUUGCCAGGAAGGCUGGGUUCUCCUAAAUACAAGCUGUUACUUCUUUUCCAACGUUCUAACGAACCAACCGAUCAAGAAAAACUGGCCAGAUAGCAGGCAGGACUGCAUCAGUCGAAAGGCGGAUCUUGUGGUGAUAGAGAGCUGGGAGGAGCAGGACAUGUUGAACGACAACGUCCCAAAAAUUACCACAUCCGUUUGGUGGGAGAAUGGGUUUUGGAUGGGCUUGACGGAGAUCUCUGUGGACAACAGAUGGGUCUGGACUAACAACGUUAUCCUCCAACCACCGUUCUACUGGAUCGAUGGGGAACCGAACAAGGAGGAUGAGAACUGUGCUGCUUUCCACCCGAGCAGAGAUGCAACACAUACGUGGUAUGAUGGACUCUGCCACAGACAUGUGUUUUACUGGAUGUGUGAGAUGAAGCUAAAUGAAGAAUGAAACCC